GGCAUCCCAGCCCUGCUUGCAUGAGGAAGAUGUCGUACGCUCACCAAGCACGAGCGCGUCGGUGCUCGCACUGCUCGCAGGUCGUCAGCUCCCCUCGCCCAUCACUGCUUCCUUGUUCUCUCCCAUCAGCUCCGCUAAGGAUCUCCAUUCCCUGGCCUUGACGACUGUCCUGGACAUGUUCGACAACCGGCAAGGUCUCGAGCGAGCCGUGUCAUCCUACUUCGCCGGCGUGAACACGUGGUUCACUAUUGUCGAACGGGCUACCUUCGAGAAGCAGCUGAGCGAGACGUGGCAGAACCCCUCGGCAGAAACCUGUGCCCUGGCUCUCUGCAUGUCCAUGAUUGCCCGUCCACCAAAUCCGACGCCCGGCUCGGUCGUCCAAGACAGCGUGUACCAAACAGCGAAGUCCCUCUUGGGCCUCAUCCAAAGUAGUGCCCCAAUGUCGACACAACUCCUGCAAGCCGAGCUUCUCGUCUCCAUGUAUGAGUUUUCGCAUUCCCUGCCCCAGCAGGCCUACUUGACGCUUGGCCGUUGCUUCCAAAUGACCAAAGCGUUUGGCUGGCAUAACAAGCUGUUCUGGGCUGUAGAACGGAAGCAGUCGAUGCCGAGGGAGUUGAAGCUUUGCUCCAUCCUGUGGUGGUCCAUCGUAUAUGUUGACGGGUAAGAGUCAUCCUGGAAAGCGAAUAUGAGCGAGCAGCUAAUUCUGGGCCAGCCUCCUGAACAUCGCAUACGAAAACCAAAAGUAUCCGAUGCACACGGCCGACUCCGUCCUGGAAGCCGUGAUUCCGUGCCCAGAAUCCUGCGACCAAUAUCUGCCUGGGAGUCUAGUGAUGCACUUCGACAGCACGGGAAAGGUAAUUCGCGAUGGCAAUAUCGACCAUAUCGACGGCAUCGUCCUGCCAGAGGCAAGCUCUGCGUUGUUUCUUAGCCGAGUUUUGCACCCUCCCACUCCUAGUUCGAUGAGCGUCCUCGACCUUUCUAGCGCCAUUACCCAGCACACAACCGACUUGGUUUCGGGAAGCUGGAUAAAUGGAGACCGUAACGCAGCG
Canariomyces notabilis is the source of this 1049-nucleotide messenger RNA. RefSeq lists its product as uncharacterized. Bases 176 to 664 code for a protein of 162 amino acids. Gene Ontology annotation, cellular component: nucleus. Gene Ontology annotation, molecular function: RNA polymerase II cis-regulatory region sequence-specific DNA binding; DNA-binding transcription factor activity, RNA polymerase II-specific; zinc ion binding. NCBI's taxonomy places the organism in Eukaryota, Fungi, Ascomycota, Sordariomycetes, Sordariales, Chaetomiaceae. The transcript has a single exon. Gene Ontology annotation, biological process: DNA-templated transcription; positive regulation of transcription from RNA polymerase II promoter by galactose. The record is from RefSeq and is a predicted model, not a curated record.